AUGGUCGAUGCUCACCAGCGGAGAGGUGAACCUGAUCGUUCUACUGAGAAGGGCGAAUCUUCCAUCAAAGAUCCCAACAAGGAAUGCGAGCCGUACCUCUACCAACCUAUUGCUGACGCUCUCGCUUCCUUCCCGCCCAUAUGGGGACCCGCGACUAUCCUCCCAGAGGAUGGAAACGCGCUCGCUAAAUGGGCGAGUAUCAAAGCAAACGUCCCCGAUAUCCCUCCAAAGGGAGACUUGCAAGGGAACACAACGGGCCUGGAUUACCCAGCUGAGGACCCGGAUUGUUGGUGGACGAACACUAAGUGCAUGACGCCCAAAGCAGCUGGGUUGCCACCUGAUGUGUCCAUUAUGCCUGAACCCCGAACUUUAGGAUACGGUUUUGAUGAUGGACCCAACUGUUCGCAUAACGCGUUUUACGAUUAUUUGCAGUCGCAGGAUCAGAAAGCUAUAUGGACAGCGAUGUUCUACAUUGGCAGCAACGUGAUGGACUGGCCAAUGGAAACGCGUAGGGCGGUUGCGGAUGGCCAUGAAAUCUGUGUCCAUAGUUGGUCGCAUCACUACAUGACCGCAUUCUCCAGCGAAGAUGCCUUUGCAGAGUUAUAUUACAGUGAGUGUAAGCACGUCGGGCAUUUGAUGCAGGCUGUGAAGAUAGCGGCGGGCGUAACGCCAACAUGCUGGAGGCCUCCGUUCGGUGACGUCGACGACCGCAUCCGCGCCAUCGCCAAUGGCCUGGGACUGCGCACCAUCCUUUGGGAAUACGAUUCGCAGGACUGGCAAUAUGGUGUUACCCCCGGCGUGACUGAAGAUAUGGUGGACAAUGAAUACCAGGCCAUGAUCAACGACGCAAAGAAGGGCAAAUUCGACAAAGUUGGGACGAUGAUCCUCGCUCACGAGCUAGAUGACUGGACCAUGAACGAAGCCAGGAAGUUUUAUCCUCUUUUGAAAGAGGUCUUUGAUCACAUUGUCCCUGUGGCUGUUGGGUACAAUAUUACCCAACCGUACGUCGAGAACGAUAUUGUGAUGCCCAACUUUGCUCAAUACGUCGCCGGCAUUGGCCAAAAUCUCAUCAAAAACGGUACUAAUGCUACUUCAACCGUAAACCCCAAUGCACCUCGUACUACAGUAUCCGCGACUCCCAGCAGCACGGCCGUUAACAACAACAUCAAGAAAAGCGCUGCAGCGCGCGCGCCAAAUCUUGCACUGGGUGGACUCAGCAAUGUUAUGGCGUCUACAACAUCCAUAAUCCUUGGGAUCAUCAGCGCAGUCGUUCUUGGUGCAAUGGCUCAGCAGUGGUAG
Messenger RNA from Psilocybe cubensis, 1299 nucleotides. RefSeq lists its product as uncharacterized. The transcript is spliced from 13 exons. The coding region runs from base 1 to 1299 and encodes 432 amino acids. The record is from RefSeq and is a predicted model, not a curated record. Gene Ontology annotation, biological process: carbohydrate metabolic process. Gene Ontology annotation, cellular component: membrane. Gene Ontology annotation, molecular function: chitin deacetylase activity. NCBI's taxonomy places the organism in Eukaryota, Fungi, Basidiomycota, Agaricomycetes, Agaricales, Agrocybaceae.